AUGGCUUUGGCCUUUGUGGCUCAGUCCGCGGCGUCGGUGGUAAUCGAGAAGCUGAUCGGCGCGGCCGUAUCCUUCGUGGGGGAGUGCGGCGCCGGGCUGAACGCCAUGCAGGACGAGAUCCAGAGGCUUCGUCAGGCUUUUCCACGGAUUCGAGCGAUCUUGACUUUCGUCGAGGAGGGGCAGACUGUCACUACGAAGCAAAACGAGGGUCUGGACGCCUGGCUGUGGCAACUCAGAGAUGCUGUCGAUCAGGCGGAGGAUGUGCUCGAUGAGAUGGAGUACUACGAGCUGGAGAAGGCAGUGCAAGCUGGAGAUAACAAAGUACGACAAGGUACUGAACUCAACUUAAAAUGGAAGUUUACUGAGUUUGCUGACAAUAUCUUUGGAAAUGACGACACCUUGAAGAGGUUGAGGGAGGCCGUGAAGGCGUUAGAUCAUGUUGCUGCUGGUAGUGAACCUUUACUUCAGCUUGUUACGCAGCUAUACAAUUCGGAUGUUAAGCGUCAACAGGAAGAUGAGAUACGAAAUGCCCGUGAGACUAGCUCCUUCUUAACUGAGGAUACAAUUUGCGGCCGGGACACGGAGAAGGAAAGGAUAGUUGAAUGGUUGACAAAACCGGCAAGCGAUGAGCCGGAGAAUAUUGCUUCAGCUUUUAUUAAGAUAAGGAUUCGAAUGGCUUUUGCGAUCGUUGGCAUGGGUGGGUUGGGAAAAACCACUCUCGCGCAGUUCAUCUACCACGAUAAAAAAGUGCGGCAGUGCUUCGACUUGGUUUUGUGGGUGUGUGUUUCGGAUCAAUUUGAUGUGGCUGUGUUGACAAGAAAGAUCUUGGAAGCGGCGAAUGUUCGGGAUAGCCUUGGCGACAAGACCCUUAAUACAAUUCAAGAGAUUCUUAAAGAAAAGCUGAUCUCCAAGAAGUUUCUUCUUGUACUAGAUGAUGUAUGGGCUGAUAAAAAAUUUCUUCAAUGGAAGAGCUUGGUGAGUCCUUUAAAAUUUGGACGACAUGGAAGUAAAAUUCUGUUGACAACUCGAAUGGAUUCAGUGGCGGACACGGUGGCCAGUGUUCUACGAUGUAAAAAAGAGUCUUUAACAUUAACUGGGUUAGAAAAAGUUGAUUUUAUGCGUCUUUUCAAUACGCAUGCAUUUGCUGGAACGAAUAUUGAUGAUCAUGGAAACUUAAAAUUGAUUGGUGAGCAAAUAGCAAAGAAGCUUGGGGGAUGCCCAUUGGCAGCAAAAAUUUUGGGCGGAUGUUUGAACUCUUGCAUGAAUGAAAAAUACUGGACAAGAAUUUUGAAUGAAAAUUUUCUAAAUUUGCAAGAAAGUGAGGACAACAUUAUGAUGAUUCUGAGAUUGAGCUAUCAUCGUCUGCCGACAAGCUUGCAAAUUUGCUUUAGAUACUGCAGUAUAUUUCCUAAGGAUCAUCUGUUUGGAAAGAAUGAGCUUGUCCGUAUGUGGAUAGGUUCUGGGUUAAUCAAGCAACCAAUGCAUGAAAAGCGAAGUUUAGAGGAUAUGGGAGAGGAGUAUUUAAACCAUCUGGCAAGGAAAUCCCUUUUUGAUAUCCAUCUAAGCCCGGGAUUUUAUGUCAUGCAUGAUCUGUUGCAUGAUCUAGCUCAGCUUGUCUCUUCAGGGGAAUGUUUGGGAAUUGAAGAUGAUGGUUCUAGAGAUAUUCCCGAAACAAUCCGCCACUUAUAUGUCACCAGGGAACCUGUCAACAAGGUAAACCCUCUUAUGAUCUCCCAUCUCAAGAACUUACGCACCCUUAUUAUUCAUUUAGCCGACAGUUUCUCUGUAGUAGAUUUUAAUAAGGUUCUAAAAGAUUUAAAAAGCUUACGCUUUCUAGAAGUGACUGCAGCUGACUAUAAGUUUCCAGAUGAAGUUGGUAAACUCAUUCACCUCCGCUACCUCUCCCUCUCUUCAUGGAGUGACAGAGAAAAUGAGAUAUCUAUUCUACCUCAAUCUGCGUGUAGACUCUAUCACCUAGAAGUAAUGCGGCUUCCGGCACUGACAAUAGAUGAUUCGACAUUGGAUGGAAUGAGCAAUCUCUAUAAAAAAAUAUAA
Molecule: messenger RNA, 2055 nt
Organism: Ananas comosus (pineapple)
Lineage: Eukaryota; Viridiplantae; Streptophyta; Magnoliopsida; Poales; Bromeliaceae
Product: disease resistance protein RGA2-like
Exons: 1
Coding region: 1-2055 (684 amino acids)
Biological process (GO): defense response to other organism
Molecular function (GO): ADP binding
Source: RefSeq, a predicted model, not a curated record